AAAAUAAAAAAUUUGAAACUUGACAAAUAAUUCGAGUAGUAAAGGCGAGUAAUCGAUAUAUUGACAAGUAGUACUAAUACUUUUCCAAGAAGCGAGUCUUUGUUUGUUUUGUCUCUCAACCUCACCAUCCCCACAACUUCAAUCUCAAGGUAGAAAAUGAACCAGGUGCUGAUAACCUUAGGUGAAUAAAUAUAGAACAAGAUGGGAGGUUGCUGCUGCUGUUGUUCAAGAGAAAGGGAACUGAACAGUUCACCUCCAUUUUAUCAUUAUCCAAGAGUGUCAGAGGAGCAUCAGCCUUUGUCCUCCCAUACUGGCACAUCCACUGUGCUCUCUACGGGGUUCUUAGUUGAUCCAAACCUUGAAACUUCAAUUCCAGACACUUACAGGCCACCACCGGCACCUAUACCAUAUGAUGCAAAUUUAGGACGGCCCCAUACUGCAUCAGCCAAUCAGUCUGUUGAAGAAAGUAACAACGGGAUCAGUCAUGAAUCAACACCUAAUAUCUCAAAUAAAAGUGAUAUUAAAGUACAGUCUGACACCGUUCUCGACUCGUCAAAAGAAGGGGAAGAUGAACUUCAAAAAUCUGGUGAACUCAAGAAGUCUAAUGAACCUUUGGUGCUGGAGGAGGAGGAAUGUUGUCCUACUUGUCUUGAAGAGUAUGAUGCAGAAAAUCCAAAAAUCAUCACAAAAUGCGAGCAUCAUUUUCACCUUGCAUGUAUUCUUGAAUGGUUGGAAAGAAGUGACACAUGCCCCGUGUGUGAUCAGGAAAUGAUUUUCGAUGCCACCACUGAUGCAUAGCUUAAUUGGGCUUACCAGAUUGGAUAUUAAUCAUUAAAAGUGGAGGUACUAGAAUUGAAGAUAUUGGAAGAUUGGGGUUUAGUUCUGUUUCUCUAGCAGUCUUCUGUACACUUUAGUGCUUGCAGCUUUAUUCUGUAGUUAGGUAAUUUUGUUUAUAAAUACUUUUCCUUGUCUAUUGCAAGUGUCUUCCCAGGCGCUGUGCAUUUAUAUUCGAGAAAACAGGAAAAGAAAAGACGACACACAAGGAAGCAAAUGGAUAGUCACAGAUACUUUUAGGGACCAAUUUUUCGUUUUUUUUCCUCUUUACAUCCUUUGAUGAUGUUAGGAUCAAUAGCAGCUCAGAAGCGAGGCAAGUGAUACUUAACGGUGUCUGUGUUGUGUUCAUGAUGUUUCCUUGAGAAGUUUGCUAUAUGGUUGCUUCUGUAUAUAUUUUGUGUUUGUUGGAGGAUACCGCUCAGAUAAUUAAGAAAAUGCUGGUAGGCAGGCAUAUUAUGUAACAGUGAUUAAUGUGAAUAUAUACUGUAGUCAUUGGGUCCUUGGUUAUUGA
Daucus carota subsp. sativus is the source of this 1345-nucleotide messenger RNA. RefSeq names its product probable E3 ubiquitin-protein ligase RHB1A. Gene Ontology annotation, molecular function: zinc ion binding; ubiquitin-protein transferase activity. The record is from RefSeq and is a predicted model, not a curated record. The coding region runs from base 202 to 798 and encodes 198 amino acids. NCBI's taxonomy places the organism in Eukaryota, Viridiplantae, Streptophyta, Magnoliopsida, Apiales, Apiaceae. Gene Ontology annotation, cellular component: cytosol. The transcript is spliced from 5 exons.